Molecule: messenger RNA, 182 nt
Organism: Acanthocheilonema viteae
Lineage: Eukaryota; Metazoa; Nematoda; Chromadorea; Rhabditida; Onchocercidae
Source: the annotation of a GenBank genome assembly
AUGUAUGCAGCGAUAACAAUAGCAACUCGAGAAUAUCCACCCUUACAGUGUAUGACAACAACAUUUUGCGCAUUUCCUGAUAACCAAUUCUCCAAUAAUUUACAUAUUGAACAAAGUCGAUCAAGUGGUGGUGCUAAUUCUUCUGGCCAACCAAGUUCAACAACUGAAUGCAAACGGCUAAG